UCGAGUUGAGAAUCGGGAGAGUACACGCUGCCUCCUCUCCCUCUCUCACCUCUCCCCCGUUCACGCUCUCCCUCUCCCGGUGGCUGAGGACUCUGGGCGGCCGCUCCACUAUGCUCUGAGUCUUGUGGGCGCUGGGCAAGGCGGCGCCAGGACAAGGGUGGGCGUGAGGGCGUGAUGGCUACCUGGCAGACUUCUCCACGUGCCGCCCAUACACGGAUCAUCAUGGGGGCUGCGGGCGCCUCUCUACCGGGCUUUACCGUGGCUCUAGUGUUGUUGCUCGCCUGCACCACGGUCAGGGGCGAGAACCUGACUCAGAUGUUAAUGUCGAGAGGUAAUGUGCUUUGUUAUGAGUGCUCUUCGUGGACCAACCCGCUCUGUGACGAUCCCUUUAACUUCACUCUGUCUCGCAAGAAGGGACCGCCCAUUGAAACGUGUGACGGAUGCUGUGUCAAGCUGGUGCAACACAUUGGAACCCCCUACGCGUCCAUCAGGCGGACAUGCACGGAGAAACUGCAGAUCAACCUCUUUAUGGUGGACCACGUGUGCAUGAUGGAAAGUAGUGGCCACGGUCACAUGUGUUUUUGUGAGGAGGAUCUGUGUAAUGCAGCCCCACCCUCCUCCCUCCUCCCAAGCCCCCUCCUCCUCCUGGCCCUCCUCCUCAGCCCUCUCCUCCUCCUCCACCACCAACACCAUUCCUCCAUCCCCAACAUCUCCCUGUCUCCCUCUCACAAUGUUCCCUUUGUUACUAGAUAAGUUUUUGUUUGUUUUCGUGUUUUUCUGUUUGUGUGUGUGUUUUUUUUUUUUUUUAGUUCUUUAUUCUUUUGUCUCCUCUUCCUCUUCCUCUUCUUCCUCUUCCUCGUGUUUUUUUUUUUCUUCCUUGUCUCGGCUUCUUCAUUUUUUUGUGAUUUGCUUUAAUUCCACUUUCUUGUUUUGCCUCCUUCUUCUCUCCUCCUCUUCCUCUUCCUCCUCUUCCUCCUCCUCCUCCUCCUCGUAUUUUUUCUUCCUUCCUUCCUUCUUCUCUCGAUUUUCUUCAUCUCCAUUUUCUUUCAAGACUAAUGGUGUGAGCUCUAUUCAUUUAUCUCUCUAAUUUAUAUUUUCCUCACAUUUUUCUCUCUUCUUUCUUUCUUUUUUUAUUAUUUUGAUGUAGUUUUUAUAAUUUUUAAAGAAUUUUUUGUCAUUUUUAUUCUUUUUUUCAAUCCUCCUUCAUCCGACCCUCGUUUUCUUUUUUCCUUCGUUUUCUUUUUCAAAUUUGUUUAUUCAAAGUCACGAAAAUUUAGGUCAUUCAGAUUUUUUUUCUUUCCUGUUUUAUUCUUUUUUUUUCAGACCAUUUCAAUUUUUAAGCCUUUUUUUCCACACAUUAUUCCUCCUCCUCCUCCUCCUCCUCCUCCUCCUCCUCCUCCUCCUCCUCGAACGUGUUGGAGGAGGAGGGUUUGUUUUGGUUGCCAGGAUGAUGUCUCCAGUCUCUCCUCCCUGACUUUCCCUCUUCAAGCUUUCCUCCUCCUCCUCCUUCUCCUCCUCCUCCUCCUCCUCCUCCUCUCAAGUUCCUCGUAAGUUCAAGAGUUUCGUAAGAUUGUUAAAUUUAUCCCUCUCUUCUUCUUCUCUUUCUCCUUCUUCUCCUUCUCCUUCUUCUUCUUCUUCUUCUUCUUCUUCUUCUUCUUUUUCCUCUUGUCACCCUGGCAGCCACACGUCCCUGUCACCCUCCCGUCUCCUUCCCCUUCCUUAAUCUAUUCCCCUUACCUGUCUUUUCCCUGUCAUUAUUUUUCCCUUUAAUUUUUCCCUUUUCCUCUCGUUUUUUUCCUGUUUCCUUCUCUCAGUUAUGAUUUU
Portunus trituberculatus (swimming crab) is the source of this 1824-nucleotide messenger RNA. It is a transcript of the gene qvr, whose product is annotated as protein quiver-like. The transcript is spliced from 5 exons. Bases 175 to 753 code for a protein of 192 amino acids. Lineage: Eukaryota; Metazoa; Arthropoda; Malacostraca; Decapoda; Portunidae. The record is from RefSeq and is a predicted model, not a curated record. Gene Ontology annotation, biological process: regulation of synaptic transmission, cholinergic; sleep; positive regulation of voltage-gated potassium channel activity.